UCAACUACAUAAUGGCAACAUAUAACAACCCAACACCAAACCUUCCCUCUUCCUACUUUAAAACCUUUCUCGCUAUUGCUCUACUUUUACAUACACAGAGUCUAAGAAAGAGAGUGAGAGAGAUGGUAAACCUUGUUGCAGCUCAGAGGCCCUUAUUGCAUGGGCUAAUGAAAAUGGCAGGGGUGAAACCCCAUCCAGUAGAGAUUGAGCCAGGCACUGUGAUGAACUUUUGGGUUCCGGUUGAAACUAUUGAGAAACAGAAAUCCCAAAAAGGUGAAAAGACUAACACUCAAACCUUAACUAAACCAAGCAAACCAGUAGUAGUUUUAGUCCAUGGCUUUGCUGCAGAGGGUAUAGUCACUUGGCAAUUUCAAGUUGGUGCCUUGACCAAGAAAUUCUCCGUUUAUAUCCCUGACCUUCUCUUCUUCGGCGGCUCCAUCACCGAUAAAACCGAGCGAUCACCGACGUUUCAAGCAGAAACGUUGGUGAAGGGUCUAAAGAAGGUAGGAGUGGACAAGUGUACAGUGGUGGGUUUUAGCUACGGCGGUAUGGUGGCAUUUAAGAUGGCUGAGUUGUACCCAGAGUUGGUUGAAGCCAUGGUGGUGUCUGGGUCGAUCUUGGCCAUGACAGACUCCAUCAGCAAAUCAACAUUGAGUAGUCUUGGGUUUAAAUCUUCGUCAGAGCUUUUGUUGCCUAGUUCUGCUAAGGGUCUUAAAGCUUUACUUUCUGUCGCCGUUUACAAGAAACUCUGGUUCCCAAAUCGCCUUCACAAAGACUUCCUAGAGGUCAUGUUCGCCAACAGGAAAGAGAGAGCUGAACUGCUAGAGGGAUUAGUCAUCAGCAACAAAGACGCCACCAUCCCCACCUUUCCUCAGAAGAUACUUCUCUUAUGGGGUGAGGAUGACCAAAUCUUCAAGCUCGAACUCGCACAGAACAUGAAAGAGCAACUGGGAGAAAAUGCAGCAUUUCAGGGCAUAAAGAAGGCAGGUCACUUGGUUCACCUGGAACGACCAUGCGUCUACAAUCGUCAUCUCAAGCGAUUCCUUGCUUCCCUGCAAGGUGUUGAACUACAGAAGUGAAAAUCUGCCUUGCAUCUGUCAACAUACCCUCCUUUUAUUUGCACUCUGCAACAUCUUUGCCACCAGAAACAACACUAUUAAAUGUAUUGAAUUUCUUUA
This is a messenger RNA of Hevea brasiliensis (rubber tree), 1178 nucleotides long. RefSeq lists its product as uncharacterized. Gene Ontology annotation, molecular function: catalytic activity. NCBI's taxonomy places the organism in Eukaryota, Viridiplantae, Streptophyta, Magnoliopsida, Malpighiales, Euphorbiaceae. The transcript is spliced from 4 exons. The record is from RefSeq and is a predicted model, not a curated record. The coding region runs from base 12 to 1079 and encodes 355 amino acids.